This is a messenger RNA of Anthonomus grandis grandis, 872 nucleotides long. Its product is annotated as m-AAA protease-interacting protein 1, mitochondrial. Lineage: Eukaryota; Metazoa; Arthropoda; Insecta; Coleoptera; Curculionidae. Gene Ontology annotation, cellular component: mitochondrial inner membrane. The transcript is spliced from 3 exons. Gene Ontology annotation, biological process: protein insertion into mitochondrial inner membrane from matrix; inner mitochondrial membrane organization. The record is from RefSeq and is a predicted model, not a curated record. The coding region runs from base 45 to 860 and encodes 271 amino acids. Gene Ontology annotation, molecular function: ribosome binding.
CAUUUGAAUUGCACUUUUUUUUAUAAAUGUUUUGAUUUCGUAAAAUGAAUAUUAACCUAUUGAAAAACCUUCUUCAAAAUUCCAAAAAAUGUAGUAAAAUCGUAAGGAAAGCUUUAUUCUCAGACAAUUUAAGUGCUGCCAAUUUAGUACGAUGGACCGGUACGAUUCCCUCGUCCCAAAGGAGAAUUUUCCGAAAUCAAAUCCUACCGGGUUUCACGGCUUCCAGAAGGCUAUUCUCCGAUGAAAAUAAAGAAAAUCAAGUAUCUUCCCACACUAAAUUACCCCCCUUAAUGGACGUCCCCGUGCGGCCCUGGCCUUCUAUACUAAAAUCUUUUAAAAAUUUCUUUGUUACUGCUUUGAUUAUUAAACCAUACUUUGAUCCUGAGUUUAACUUAUCUGACUUUGUUCAAGGGUCCAAAAGAGCUGUACAAGUAGUAUCUCAUAAGUUAGCAAAAGGACAGGACCUUGAAGGCCUUGUAACAUCAGAUCUUAUACCGAAAUUGCAAGAGAGAGUAUCCAAUAUGUCUGUAGGGCAAAGGGAUUUAAUCCCUGUAAAUGAAGAGGAUAUAAUAUAUACAUUUCCUUAUGAAAUAGGUGUAAUAGUUAAAGAACUAGCUACCUCAAACGUCCAACAGCGUUUUGUCGAAAUAACAAUGAUUUACCAUGUGUUAAAAGGGCUGUCUCAAAUUAAAUCUGGAGUAGAAAAGCUACCAAUGAAUGUGGGCCUUUUGCCCGACUACCAGGACAAAAUAUCAAUUUGUAAUUACAGGUUUGUUAAGGAGUUUACAAAAGGAGUAGAAAGUGAUUGGACUGUAAAUUUGCUGAACCACUUUAGGCCUGUAGAUGAUAGUGCUAAAUAAAUGUAAAAAAUA